Molecule: messenger RNA, 1268 nt
Organism: Cornus florida
Lineage: Eukaryota; Viridiplantae; Streptophyta; Magnoliopsida; Cornales; Cornaceae
Product: vesicle transport protein GOT1-like
Exons: 7
Coding region: 381-806 (141 amino acids)
Biological process (GO): endoplasmic reticulum to Golgi vesicle-mediated transport; retrograde transport, endosome to Golgi
Source: RefSeq, a predicted model, not a curated record
AGGUGCCAUACGCAGAGUCGACUCGGCCGUUUUUCACCUAUAAGGAGUCUAACUUCGAAGCGUGAAAUUUCAGAACUUCAUUAAGCUAAUCACAAGCAAUUCCUGCGCGUAGAAGACGAUACUGUGACCAACACACACCUUCUCUGUACUUUCAUCAGGUUCUCUCUCUACAUACACACAGUUAAACACACACACACAAAUUCUCUCUCUCUUGAGCUAAUGCUUUGAGGCCGGUUUACGUGGUUCGCAUUUAGAUUAGGUCUGUGGAUUCCGAAACAAGUUUAGUUUAUUCAAUCAACAUUUCUCUCUCUCUAUCGUUAGUCGUUACAGCUGUGUAGAUCGCUUGGAUUUGCAAUUGUAGCUCUAUAUCUGACAACACGAUGGUUUCCUUCGAAAUGAACGACCGCAAAAAGAUUGGGCUAGGACUGACAGGAUUUGGCAUAUUUUUCUCAUUCUUGGGAAUCAUUUUCUUCUUCGACAAGGGACUACUUGCUGUGGGAAAUAUCCUCUUCUUCUCAGGGGUGACAUUAACCAUUGGACUGAAAUCUUCCUUGCAAUUUUUCAUGAAACGUAGCAACUAUAAGGGAACAUUUUCAUUUGGUGCUGGCUUCUUCUUGGUUGUCAUUGGGUGGACUAUCAUGGGAAUGAUUUUGGAGGCUUAUGGGUUUAUCGUGCUCUUCAGUGGCUUCUGGCCAACAUUGGCAGUUUUUCUGCAGAAGAUACCUGUUCUUGGUUGGUUAUUACAACAUCCGUUUAUUAGAUCAACAUUCUCCAACCGUUACCAUGGCAAACGAGUGCCUGUUUGACCUUAAAUUCAUCAAGGGGCUGGAAGCUGUGUUGGAUGGCAUACUUGUAAUUGCUUGCUGACAGAUGCUGUAAAGAACUCAUUUGACCCAAAAAAAAAGAAGGAUAUUGCCUGAUCAACCUCAUCACAUGAUGACAGUAUAAAAUUUAUCAUUUGAUGAUUUUUUUUUUGGCUAGUGCAAUUGAUUUUUGAAGUGGGGAUUUUUCCAACCUAACUGCAUUUUUUGCAUUUAGCCGUAUACCAGAUUCUGUUCACUGAGGUUUCUAUCUUCAUGGCUUGGCUGGCAUGGUCGUGACCAUUACAUCACUUCAAAGUUUCCACCAUGUGGGUUAUUGAAGCUUAUAUAGUUGUGGGAUUUCAUUUCACUAAUGAAAUUUCUAUAUUUGAAGUAUCAAGCUACAAUUAGAUGGUUGAAUUUUUUUCCUGAUCAUUGACCUGUUUAUCCUAAGAAUAUAUUUUGACA